AUGGCCAAGAAGGGCAAAAAGAAGAAUAAUAAGACUAGCAACAACCGCCUCCCCGUCGGUGCUGCUCCAAACACCGAGCCUGACGAAAGCACCAACCAGCCUGCCCUCGACUCGGAGGCUGCAGGUGCUGAAGAUGAGCUCAGCAGGUUACAAACCUUCGAUUUCAACACCGCAUCUUAUUAUACUUAUCCUAUUUCAAUUCCCAAUGGCAAUGAUCUGACGGCACCCAAGGUCCAGGACGACAAAGAGCCAAGUGCCGAGCAAGAGAAGGAGACUCCUCCAGCUGAAGCUGCAGUAGAGGAGCCAAGCGCCUCUCCUGAUGAACCCCCCGCACCAGCAGAAAAUGCAGGGGACACACCACCAGCCGAGUCCGCUGAAGCCACCGACGCCCCUGGUGAAGAUGCCAAAGAAGAGGGCAAGGACGCUGACCCUCCUGCAGGCGAUGAGCCUGCGCCGAGUGCAGAGGGCGAAGCUCCUGCAGCAGAGGCCGCUGAAGAGCCGCCUACAGAGGGUGCAGAAAGCGCAGAGCCAGAGCCAGAGACGACAGAAGAGACUCCAGAACCCGCAACAGACGACGGCGAACCCAAGAAAGAUGACGACAAUGGAAACAAUGAUUUUCCAGAAUGUGACCCUGAACUCGGACACGGUGGAGUAGAGUCUGAGAAGGAGGAGAUUGCCAAACAAGCAGCUGAAGACGCCGAAGCCGAGGGAGAUCCUGCCGAAGCAGCGGAAGAAAGCAAGGACGCCCCUGUCGAAGAUCACCCAGCUGAAAGCAACGCAGAGCCUGCGCCUGAAGCAGCUACAGAAGAUGGUCCCAAGGACGAACAAGCUCCGCCAGAGGCAAAAGAGGAUUCUCCACCCACCGACGAUGCAGUCGAGCUCGAGAAGGAAGUGGAAGCUCAGCCCGAAGAACCAGCAUCAAUCAAGCCAGAGCAACCGCCAGCAGAAGAUCCUGCGCCUGCGCCGGCUGAGACCCCUUCGGAUAAAAAGAAGAAGAAAAAGAAAGGGAAGAAAGGGAAGAAAGGCUCCUCGGACGAAGAAGCAGAGCCUGCGCCUACGCCUACGCCUGAACCUGAACCCACUGCUGAAGCCGAGCCCGAGCUCCCUCCAGAGCCUGCGGCCGAAGCAGCUCCCGAAUCCGCUGUUGAGCCUGAGCCUGAGAUUUCUGCUGAGCCUGCUCCUGAACCCGCUGCUGAGCCCGAGCCUAAGAUUUCUGCUGAGCCCGAACCUGAGCCUGCUGCUGAGCCCGAACCUGAACCUGCUGCUAAGCCCGAACCUGAACCCGCUGCUAAGCCCGAACCUGAGCCUGCUGCUGAGCCCGAACCUGAGCCUGCUGCUGAGCCCGAACCUGAGCCUGCUGCUAAGCCCGAACCUGAGCCUGCUGCUGAGCCCGAACCUGAGCCUACUGCUGAGCCCGAACCUGAGCCUGCUGCUAAGCCCGAACCUGAGCCUGCUGCUGAGCCCGAACCUGAGCCUGCUGCUAAGCCCGAACCUGAGCCUGCUGCUGAGCCAGAGCCCGAGCCUGCUCCAGAGCCUAUAGUCGAGCCUGAAACUAAACCCGCACCGGUAGAGGCUCUUUCGAAAAAGAGUAAGAAAAAGAAGAAGGGGAAGGCCUCUAAAACCGCCGAUCAGGCAGUGGUGCCCGAGUCCGCAAAUGAAACUGCCACAGAUCAAGCUCCUGAGCCAGUCCCGGAGGCAACAAAAGAAGCUCCUGCUGAAGCUGCACCCGUAGAGCCCGCGGCUGAAUCGGAGGAAGCUCCUACUGAAGCUGCCAAGGAACUAGAAGAUGCGCCCGCUGAGGCCCCCGCGCCCGAGGCUUCGCAGGACACUUCGGCCGGUACAGCAGUAGCGGAAGCGGCCGCAGAAGCGAAGGACGAGCCUGUGGAGGAGCCAGCUGCCCCCGAGCCUGAACCAGCUCAAGAGGAAGCGGCCGCAGAAGCAGCUGGUGAAGCCGCACUCGCCGAGGACACGACAGAUGAAUCAAUUCCUGAACCACCAGUCGAAGAAACAGCGGAAGCAGCACCGGCAGAGGAGCCAUCUUCUGAACCACCUGCGGAAGAGCCAGCUGCUGAGGAGGUUCCCGGAGAAGCAGUCGCCGAAUCCACUCCUACGCCGGAGUCUAUUCCAAAGGAAGCGCCACCAGAGAAGCCUGCAGCUAUAGAGGAGCCCGUAACAGAGCCGCUUGCCGCCGAUGAGCCUGUCGCUGAUCCCCCUGCUGAUCCCGAGCCCGAGCCCGCUCACACCGAGGAACCCGCCACAGAAGAGGUACCCGCUGAGGAACCCGUCGCGGAAGCUCCUGCCGAAGAAGCUCCAAGGGAUGAAGCUCCGGAUGAGGGGCCUACCGUCGAAGUUGCUCCUAGCGAAGAGCCUACGCCUGAGCCACCCGCUGCUGAGGAACCAGCUCCCGCAGAUCCUGUGCCCGAAGAGCCUGUAGCGCCCCCCGAUGAACCAGAGGCUGUGGCCGAAGAGCCUGUUCCAGAACCGCCUUCUGAGACACCUGUGGAGGAGCCUGCAGCAGUUGAAGAGCCACUAGCUACAGAGGCUGCAGAAGCUCCAGCAGAAGAGGCAGCUCUCGAGCCUGUGGAAGAUGCACCUGAGCCGGAGCCAGUCAUUGAGACACCCGCGGAAGUCGCGCCUGAAGUCGAUGAAACAGCAAACGAGGCCCCUGCUAUCGACGCACCAGAGGAGCCAGUAGCCGUUGAGCCUGCUGCUCCGGAAGCUGCAGCGCCCGAGGAAGCUCCACCAGUAGAGGAGCCAUCUCCUGAAGCGGAACAAUCUAAGGAUAUCCUUGCUGAGGAGGCCCCAGCUGAAGCUGACCCAGAACCUACUCCUGCUCCCAUGGAAGAGCCACCUGCUAUUGAAGAGGUCACUCCAAGAGAUGAAGCUCCAGAGCCUGCUCCAGAAGAAGCUGUAGGACCUCGUGACGAGCCCGAGCCAGUGUUCAUGGAGGACCAUGCCGGUGAUGCUGGCGAUGCCGGUGAUGCUGCCGCUAGAGAACGUCGACGCAAGAGGCGCUCACCCAAUAGUGGUCGCGAUGGUCGCGACGGCCGUGAAGGUCGUGAGACUAGCGGCCGUGAGCGACGAUACUCAAAGACAUCCUCUGAUGGACGUCGUGAUCAGCUUCAGCUUCAGCGCCAAAAGAGUGAACGUGGUGGCGUUUUUACCAACCGAUGGGCCAUGGCUUUGGAAGAAGCUCGCCGGCAGCAUGAUGAGAAAGAGCGAGCCAAGGCGCAAGCUAAGCGACAGUCCGAAGCCGUCGCCACCGACAAAGUGCGCAGUGGAAUUCCCCCGUCGGAGAAGUCCAAGCACUUGGAGCGUGCGGUGAAGGACAAGGAGCCGCUGGUUGUCGAGGUCAAGCCCAAGCGUCGUGCUUCCCAUCAAGAGCCGAGCCGCUCCGUUAAGCCUCCCCCGUCGUCGAAAGAGAUGUCCACCUCCGCUCCUAAGCCUAAAGCCUUCCUUCGGUACAUGAGCAACGGCCAAUCGGAGAAUAAAGGCCCUCUCUUGCGCGUCAAUAGCUCCAAGUCCACGUCUAAGUCUACAGCCCCGGCGCCCGAACUGUCGCGUCGAGCUUCUACAUCCCAUAGCCAUAGCAGCAGUCACCGUGAGCGUGAUUCCAAUGAAGAGAGGAGAUCCAGCGGACGUUCUAGCGGAUCACACUCUCGACGUGAGGAAGAUGCUACCCGGUCGGAGAAGAAGUCUCGUCGUCGAUCUGUCGUUGAGCCCGAGGCUAAGCCCCGUGAGAAGGAGAGCCGCGAGAAGGAGAGAAAGCCUGAAAGCUCUCGCCGCCACCGAACCAGCCAGGAGAAGGAGCCCCGUGAGAGUCGUGAAGCCCGCGAGCCUCGUCAAAGCCGUGAGAACCGCGAAACUCGCGAUCGCACCCAUCGCCGCCGACGCGAUGAGUCCCCACCCAAAGAACAGUCGAAGCUUAAGGGACUCUUCAGAGCCAUCACUGCGUUUUAA
Messenger RNA from Penicillium atrosanguineum, 3960 nucleotides. RefSeq names its product PE repeat family protein. The record is from RefSeq and is a predicted model, not a curated record. The transcript has 4 exons. Lineage: Eukaryota; Fungi; Ascomycota; Eurotiomycetes; Eurotiales; Aspergillaceae. The coding region runs from base 1 to 3960 and encodes 1319 amino acids.